Molecule: messenger RNA, 917 nt
Organism: Coccomyxa subellipsoidea C-169
Lineage: Eukaryota; Viridiplantae; Chlorophyta; Trebouxiophyceae; Coccomyxaceae
Exons: 5
Coding region: 159-683 (174 amino acids)
Source: RefSeq, a predicted model, not a curated record
GGUGUCCCAAGCUGAAAGACUAUUUCUUCCAGGACUGUUUCCUGUACAAAUCUCACAAGAAUUUCCUUCUUCUGCAGCGUCUGUUUCAAGCAGCGCCAAAUCUUGAAAGCCUCCAGGUGGCGGUAUUAUUAGACCGCCGAGACCCCGAUCAUGGGCUGAUGGAGCGUCUGUGGAGGGCUCUUAACACAGCUAAGAGCCUGCGCAGCCUGAAUAUCUACUUCCUUGAUAUGGAACAACAACUGACAGAUCGCCAGAUUAUAUGGGCGCUGGAGCAGGCGUGGUUGGUAGAAGGCACGCAGCUUCCAUGCCUUGAGCAGCUGGGCCUAUAUUCCCUCACAAAUGCUGACCCUGUGUGGGCAGCCAUCGACCUGGGCUCCCCCCUCGCAAACGAACAGGGCGUGCACGGUGUGUGCAAUUCUGUGGGCCAGCUGGUGGAGAAGGCCGUGCUUCCAGCACUGCAGCAGAUUCAGCUGUACCCAGUCAGGAGCGACGAGACGGGUAUAUUUCCCCUUUCUGGUCCGGGGCCGCAGCCUGAUGGCCUCCCACAAGUCAGCACCGUGUUUUUGGAGGAGCCCAGCGCCUGGCAGCGCAAUCGGCUCCUGAAUUGGCUGCAACCCCGCAGCUGUGGAGCGGGUCUACAAUCCAGGGCGAUGGCAUUCUUGGAUCUGGUAGCUAUGCAAUAGCCCAGCUGGAGCAAGACGCACAGCGAAGUCCUCAGGACUGACUCCAGACAAGCAAUGAGAAUCCACAGAUGCUCAAGCACAUCCCUGUAUGCCUGUAUCAUGUGUACAUGCUAGCUAAUGUGAUGUUGACACGCAUGCAUAUUGUGCACACUUCCUGCACAAAAUGAAGGCAUCAUGAUCAGCACUGUACAGUAUAUGCAUGCACAUAUGCACAUGUAAUGAUAAACGGAAGAG